Messenger RNA from Euleptes europaea (tarantolino), 1365 nucleotides. It is a transcript of the gene PTK6, whose product is annotated as protein tyrosine kinase 6. Gene Ontology annotation, cellular component: extrinsic component of cytoplasmic side of plasma membrane. The coding region runs from base 1 to 1365 and encodes 454 amino acids. Gene Ontology annotation, biological process: innate immune response; protein phosphorylation; cell surface receptor protein tyrosine kinase signaling pathway. The record is from RefSeq and is a predicted model, not a curated record. Gene Ontology annotation, molecular function: ATP binding; signaling receptor binding; non-membrane spanning protein tyrosine kinase activity. The transcript is spliced from 8 exons. NCBI's taxonomy places the organism in Eukaryota, Metazoa, Chordata, Lepidosauria, Squamata, Sphaerodactylidae.
AUGAGUACAAAGACAGAUUCACCACGGGACCCACGGAGUUGCCUCUACACCAGUUUGUGGGACUUCCGAGCGAUGACGGAGACCGAACUCAGCUUCAAGGCAGGGGACGUUUUCCAGGUCGUGGAGAAGAAUGGAGAUUGGUGGUGGGCUAAGAAAUUGGAUGCCGCUGGAAGGAACUGUGAGGAAGGUUAUGUCCCAUACAACUACAUGGCUAAGAAGGAGACUCUAGAAACAGAGCCAUGGUUUUUUGGGCAGAUCUCCCGUUCCGAAUCUGUCCAUCGGCUGCUGUCUGAAGAAAACAAAAUUGGGGCCUUCCUCAUCCGUAUCAGUGAGAAAAAAGGGGCAGAAUACGUCCUGUCAGUCCGAGAUGAGUCAGUGGUGAGACACUACAAGAUCUUGCGCAACAAAGAAGGGAAUUUCUGCAUGAACGCCACCCGGUCGUUUCCAGAUCUGCUUUCCCUUGUCGAGUAUUACAAAGGGAAGGGACUCACCCACGGCUUGACUCUGACAAGCUCGUGCUACAAGCAAGAACCGAAGGCGAUGCCCCACUGGGAUGACUGGGAGAGGCCUAUGGAAGAGUUCCGCCUGAUCAAGAAACUGGGUGCGGGCUACUUUGGAGAGGUCUACGAAGGAUACUGGAAGGAAAAGGUCCGGGUUGCGGUCAAAGUGCUCCCCAGAGAGGGCUUGACUUUCCAGGACACUUUCAAGAAUGAAAUCGAGGCCAUGAAGAAGCUGAGACACAAAAACAUCCUCUCGCUCUACGCCAUCUCUUCCACCGGGGAUCCUGUAUACAUCAUCACCGAGAUCAUGAGCAAAGGAAAUCUGCUAGACUUUCUUCGAGAUUCCACAAAGGAGCCCCCCAAAAUGGCAGAGCUGGUUGACAUGGCGUCCCAAGUGGCUGACGGGAUGGGCUACUUGGAGUCGCAGAAUUUCAUCCACCGAGAUCUGGCUGCCAGGAACAUCUUGGUUGGAGACAACAACAUCUGCAAAGUGGGAGAUUUUGGGCUCGCAAGGCUUAUCAAGGAUGAUGUUUAUCUCUCGUAUUCCCAUCGCGUCCCCUACAAAUGGACCGCGCCAGAGGCUCUUUCCCACGGGCGCUACUCCGUCAAAUCCGACAUCUGGUCAUUCGGCAUCCUUCUGUAUGAAAUCGUCACUCUCGGCCAGAACCCGUAUCCAGGCAUGACCAACAGCGAAGUUUUCAAGCAGGUCCAAAUGGGUUUCAAGAUGGACUGCCCUCCCCAGUGCCCCACUAUGAUGUACAAUCUGAUGCGCAAAUGCUGGGAACUUAAUCCAGAAGAAAGGCCGGACUUUAAGCAGCUCUGGGGUCUGCUUCAGAGUAUCACUCACUACGAGAAUCCGGAAUAG